Molecule: messenger RNA, 1320 nt
Organism: Paraphaeosphaeria sporulosa
Lineage: Eukaryota; Fungi; Ascomycota; Dothideomycetes; Pleosporales; Didymosphaeriaceae
Exons: 1
Coding region: 323-1078 (251 amino acids)
Source: RefSeq, a predicted model, not a curated record
ACUUCUCGACAACGUCAGUCCUACAGGACAAGACUUGUACAUGUGCAUUUCACCGACGUGCGUGAAUACGCUGCACUCUCCACGUCCUUUUCAUCGCCCUCGAAAGCGCCAGCACAACAACGAAUCUCUUUGAAGCUAACCGAAUUCCCCACGCAGGCGCUCGGGUGAUCUUGUGAUGCGAUACACUACUGCGACCCAUUGAUACUCUUCCUCCCUCGGGUACCUCUGCUUCUAUCCUCAAUCUGCGCCGUGGGGGCAUAGUACCACCCUUUUUCCAUUCUAACUACAACAUAUUUCUUUCAAACUACAAACAUCAGGCACCAUGCGUCUAGAUCCCGCCCUUCUCCCCCUCAUCUCCUUGGCCUCGGCAUCCGCUCUCCCAUCAUGGCACGAUAAAUCCGCGCAUGAGAUUUAUCACGACGGGGCCGGCUUCAAGAUUCCCACCGUACACGAGUCCGCCGUCCUAGCACGUCGCAUCCUCGACAUAGAGCGUGUCGGUACGCUCAGCACUGUGUUUCCUACCACACACGCCACCGAGAACCGCCCUUCAAAUGUAGGAGGCUCGCCCAUCGGCUUGCCAGACUACUUCGCCAACUGCGAGCCCGACACUGGCAACCCCACCAUCCUCGAGCUCCCGAUAGCGACCUCGUUCAAGAACGUCCAGGCGGGGUCCAACAUCUCUCUCUCACUAAGGUGGCAUGCGCCGUAUAAACAUUGGUACAGCGUGGCUUCUGUGCCGCGCUUCAACCUUGUUGGAUAUCUGGAGGAGUUCACGGACGAGGAAGUCAAGGACGAGAACAUUGCUGCUUGCUUCGUGAAGAAGCAUCCCGAUGCUGCUACGUGGUUACCGGGCAACCGCAUCCACGUUAGCAAGUGGGUGCGCCUUGUUGUGCAAGAGAUCUACUGGAUUGGGGGCUUUGGGGAUCGCGCGUAUAUCGGGUGGAUUCCGUUGGAAGAGUGGCAGAGCGUGAGUCAGGACGAAAUCGAGAAGGCAAGGCUGCCGGGCGAGGACUCGCCAUGGAGCUGGAGAUUGUGGUUUGGGUUGGUCGACAACAAGCAAGAGAUGCUGGAGCUGUGAGGUACCUAGCGCCACGAUAGCACCGUAUCACGGGCGAGUCAUCUUGGUUCCACACUUGACUGCCACGUGUUGUGACACUGUCGGCUUCUAUGCGGCGAGUUCGUCGGUGAUAGAUUGUACCUAGAACCGCCAUAUGCACAUAGCGCAGCGACUCAGGCAGAUUGUCGACGGGGCUUGCAUAUGUACUACACUGAGUAAUCUCACCAACUACGGUUCGCGAACACACAUUCUCAAUUUCCAUG